AUGAUUCUAUCCAACCUUCGGCAGCUGUACUCGCUUGACACGCUUGACACUCGCUUUACUGUAUCCUCGAAGACGCCCCCUAAGCAGGCACUAAGUGAGCCACAAAUAGACCCCACAAGACCACCACCGGCCCAGGACGAUCAGCUUCCUCUCAAAAGAGCUGAAGGAGCGCAGCCGUCAAAAUGGCGCACACCGGAGUUUUACUUCUACUAUUUGGUCUUCAUUACAGCGGUCCCCAUGAUGUUCAAAGUUGUGUAUGAUGUAUCAGAAUCAUCACAUCCUAACUACCCCAAAUUUUCACACCUACUAUCAGAUGGUUGGAUCCCUGGCCGCAAAGUUGACAACUCAGACCAUCAAUAUGCGUCCUUCCGAGAUAACCUGCCCUAUAUGUUCCUUCUUCUUGCCAUUCACCCUGUUCUGCGGAGACUCUACGACUACCUCUGCAGGGCGGACUCUUACACGCAAGUCCACCCGUUAGCUGGCUCCAAUGGCCGACUCACGCAUGGCUUAUCAACGCAGGCGGCCGCGGACGCACGUCUAGAGCAGCGCGUUUCUUUCGACGUUUACUUUGCUGUUGUUUUCCUGGCCGCCUUGCACGGCUUCUCCGCCUUCAAAGUCUUGUUGAUUCUGUAUGUGAAUUACAAGAUAGCCACUGCACUGCCAAGGGAGUAUGUCCCCGGCGCUACUUGGGGCUUCAACAUCGGGAUCUUGUUUGCGAAUGAGCUUUGUCGCGGAUACCCCUUCGCAGGGCUGGCGUCUUUCCUGCUGCCAUCGCCAACGGCAUCUCCUGAGAGGACAUCUUAUAGCAACUGGGGCAUGUGGCUUGACAGCUAUGGAGGCCUUAUACCAAGAUGGGAGGUACUUUUCAACAUCACCGUCCUCCGCUUGAUCAGCUUCAAUCUCGACUACUACUGGAGCCUUAAUCAGCGUGGGGGAAGCCCGGUCGAGAAGAAGCAACUUGAUCCCUCAAACCUCCCCGAGCGCGAUCGCAUCUCAACCCCUGCAAAACCUGGAGAUUACUCUUUUCGUAACUACUUCGCAUAUGUCACGUACUCCCCGCUGUAUCUCGCGGGUCCGAUUCUUACCUUCAACGACUACAUCUCACAACUUCGCUACCGCGCUCCCAGCAUCACCACGCGACGGACUAUCCUGUACGGUGUGCGCUUUCUCAUCUGCCUCCUGACCAUGGAGCUGGUCAUCCACUACAUCUACGCCGUCGCCAUAUCCAAAGCACAGCCGGCAUGGGAGGUAUACACCCCCUUCCAGCUUAGCAUGCUCGGCUACUUCAACCUCAAUCACAUCUGGCUCAAGCUCCUCCUUCCCUGGCGCUUCUUCCGGCUGUGGGCGCUGCUCGACGGCAUCGAUCCUCCAGAGAACAUGGUCCGCUGCAUGAGCGACAAUUACUCCGCUCUGGCCUUCUGGCGCGGCUGGCAUCGCAGCUUCAACCGCUGGAUCGUCCGGUACAUAUACAUUCCGCUAGGCGGCAGCGGCGCCACUGGCCUUUGGGGCAAAGCAAGGGCGAUCCUUAACUUCCUGGCUGUUUUCACCUUCGUUGCCCUUUGGCAUGACAUCCAGCUUCGGCUGCUGAUGUGGGGUUGGCUGAUCACCCUCUUUGUGUUGCCCGAAGUGCUGGCUACCCUGGCGUUCCCACGCAAGAAGUGGAGGGACAGACUGACUGCUUACCGAGUAUUGUGCGGUAUUGGUGCUGUGGGCCCUAUCCUGAUGAUGAUGGCGGCGAACCUUGUGGGUUUCGCUGUCGGCUUGGAUGGACUUGAGGGCCUGGUGAAGGGGAUUGUGGGGAGUUAUUCGGGGCUAGUAUUUCUGGCGGCUGCGUGCUCGGCGCUGUUUGUUGGCGUGCAGGUGAUGUUUGAGGUUAGGGAGGAAGAGCUUAGGCAUGGGAUCAGGAUGAAGUGUUAG
Molecule: messenger RNA, 1917 nt
Organism: Coniosporium apollinis CBS 100218
Lineage: Eukaryota; Fungi; Ascomycota; Dothideomycetes
Exons: 4
Coding region: 1-1917 (638 amino acids)
Biological process (GO): GPI anchor biosynthetic process
Cellular component (GO): endoplasmic reticulum
Source: RefSeq, a predicted model, not a curated record